Molecule: messenger RNA, 294 nt
Organism: Blastomyces dermatitidis ER-3
Lineage: Eukaryota; Fungi; Ascomycota; Eurotiomycetes; Onygenales; Ajellomycetaceae
Exons: 1
Coding region: 1-294 (97 amino acids)
Source: RefSeq, a predicted model, not a curated record
AUGAGAGAAUACAGUGUCAAAGUUGUGGCUGUUGAAGAAUGGGACAAAUUCUCAAAAGCAUUGCCUUUUGUUGUUUGUGUCUUCUUUCAUCACUUGAAGGGGGUUUACACAGAGAUUUGUGAGUCUCACUCUAACUUGAAACUGCUUGUGAGACAGAGGGCUGGAGAGCAGAUGCUUGCUGAAGCCAUGACCCCUGAGGGCUCAGAUGUCACAGAUGUCGAGGAGGCACUUGAAGAUUUGCUUGGGAUUUCUCACCUGGAUAGACAGAGAUUCCAAGCAGAAGAACUUCAUUGA